Molecule: messenger RNA, 1047 nt
Organism: Dioszegia hungarica
Lineage: Eukaryota; Fungi; Basidiomycota; Tremellomycetes; Tremellales; Bulleribasidiaceae
Exons: 7
Coding region: 1-1047 (348 amino acids)
Source: RefSeq, a predicted model, not a curated record
AUGCACUUCUCUUCCACCCUCCUCGCCUUCCUCGCCUCCGCAUCCCUCGCAUCCGCCACCUUCGGCCACGGCAUAAAAUUCUCCUGGGAAUGCGACAAGGACACGCGCGAUAAGGCUCCUCAACCCGUCAAGAACGACUGUUCCGGCCGUGGCGACUUCUUUACCCACUUCCUCGGCAAGGCCGUCUGCUGCAGUGACAAGACACGAGUUCCACCACCCAAGGAUGACGACUGCCCCCACAACUGGGCAUGGAAUAAGCGUGUCAAGUGCUGUAUCCCACCCAAGCCCGUCUGCGAGAAGGACUGCGGUGAGGGCUACGUCUUCAACAAGGUCACGAUGAGGUGCGACCGCAAGGAGGUCAACAAGUGCGGCAAGGGUCAAUGGUGGCACGACCGUAACAAGGAGUGUUGCGACUUUGACUGGUCAUGGGACCGCGGAACCUGCCCCAAGGGCAAGAAGUGCCCUACCAAAUGGCACUGGUCCAAGAAGUACAACCGGUGCAAGCCCGACACUCCCCGCACACCCGAGCCCGACUGUGACGACUGGAACGACCACAACGGAUGCUGCGGUGGCCCUCCUCCCCCCGGUCCUUCCCCCAAGCCCGUCCACCCCAUCCCUGCGCCACCUACUCCUCCUCACGCUGGCGGUCCCAAGAACCCCGCUGGACCUGGACCCAAGCCAGCCGGACCUCCCGCCGGUGGACCCCAGCCGGCUGGACCUCCCGCCGCCCCCGGUCACCCCAAGCGCAACACCCACGCCCGCCGCACCCAGAUCGCCUUCCCCAAAUCCGAGAUCGACGAGAUGUACUGCCCCGACGUCCUCCACGCCUGCUCCAUCAACACCGUCGUCGGCGGCGAGUGGGCCUACGAGUGCAUCGACUUUGCGACCGAGCUCGAGUCAUGUGGCGGGUGCGCAUCGACCGGGGAUGGGCAGGACUGCACCAAGAUCCCGCAUGCGAUCUCGGUUGGAUGCGACUUUGGUACCUGCAUCGUCAACACAUGCCAGCAAGGCUUCGUCGCGAACGGUACAUCUUGCGUCACUCCUUGA